AUGAAGCAGCAACUUCUGUACCUCGCCGGUAUGGCUACUGUUGCUGCCGUACCCUUGGCACAUCAGUCUUCCGCCACUUAUUUCUUCACCUUGUAUGGAGAUCUCGUCAACUGCGGAGAUUCGUACACCAUGACUUCUUUCAAUGUCUCCGGCACACAGCCAUCUCCUUCGAACCCAAUGGGGAACCCUACCUUAGGGACCGGGACCACCGGUGGUGGUGUCAAUUGGGUGGGAGACCUGACGACCGAAGAUAAUCGUUCGCUCGUUCUGAGCUACAAUCUUGCCGUGGGCGGCGCCACUAUUGACAAUCGCAUUAUAAAUGCUACAGUGGAGGAUAUGACCACGCAGGUUGCGUCAUUCCAUUCGAUCUAUGGCAGAAAGCCCCAUGCUGUGCCGUGGAAGGCUGAUAACGCAGUGUUCGGGUUCUGGAUUGGAAUCAACGACAUCGGCUGGGCCUAUGCCACCUAUGACGCCAGCGUCCUCGUUCCCAAGCUUAUGACCCAGUACGAAUCUCUUCUUGAGCAGAUUUAUGCCGAUGGUGGACGCAAGUUCUUGUUCCUGAAUGCGCCGCCCACUAGCCGGAGCCCAUUCAUUCUGGCAGCGGGUGCACAGGCAUCCGAGGCACAUGCAGAGUGGGUGACUGCCUACAAUGACGGACUCUAUACGAUGGUGAAACAGUUCAAACGGAAGCACGGUGAUGUCGAAACUGUCCUCUACGACGCUUGGUCCUUUAUGACCCACGUUCUGGAUAAUCCUAAGGAGUAUGGGUACCCAAACUCCACUUGCAUUCAUGACGAUGGGACAAGCUGUAUCUGGUGGAAUAAUUACCACCCUGGAAGCAAAUACCAUAGGCUACAGGCUGCGAAUAUGAAGCCGUAUCUUAAGCGGUUCGGGGCUUGCGAGACUGAGCCCCUUUUGAAUGCAUUCGGAAAAUAA
This is a messenger RNA of Penicillium maclennaniae, 936 nucleotides long. Its product is annotated as SGNH/GDSL hydrolase family protein. Bases 1 to 936 code for a protein of 311 amino acids. The transcript has 6 exons. The record is from RefSeq and is a predicted model, not a curated record. Gene Ontology annotation, molecular function: hydrolase activity, acting on ester bonds. NCBI's taxonomy places the organism in Eukaryota, Fungi, Ascomycota, Eurotiomycetes, Eurotiales, Aspergillaceae.